AUGGACGGGAAGGCGCCGCCGCUCUUCGGCAAGAAGGCGCCCAACCUGAGCUUUGGGCAGUACAUGGCGUCCAAGAUUCGCAAGCUGCGCGGCCAGAACGACGGCAUCGGGCGGCUCGACCGCAUCUUUGACGGCGUCGUGAUCUUUGUCAACGGCCACACCGAGCCGCCACGAGAAGAGCUGCGCCAGCUCAUCUUGCAGCACGGCGGGCAGUACGAAGCGUACCACACGAGCCGCGUCACGCACAUGCUAGCGACGCACGUCGCCGAGUCCAAGCUCAAAGAGCUCUUGCGCGCCCGGAAGCCACUGCCCGUCCUGCACCCCAAGUGGAUCCUCGACAGUAUCGAGAAAGGCCGGGUGUGCCGCACGCAGCCCUACUUGUACGCUGGCUACCGCGCGGUCGGCCAGCAAACCCUGCACCUUGCGCCUACAACGACGACGCCAGCACCAACCACGUUACCAACACCUACCACGUUGCCAGCACCUACCACGUUGCCAGCACCGCAGCCGUAUGCCCUCGCGCCGUCGAUGCCAUCGGCGCCACACGUCAACGCACCAUCUGGACACACCACGGUACCAACGCUCGGACUUUGCCGCCAGCCAGCGCCAGCGAUCGAUUGCUCGUUGAUGCAGCCAUUGCAAACGGGUCACCCGCCGGUAUCCGCCGUGGUAUCAUCACAAUUGCCGGCGCAAGCACCCUCGGUAUCCGGCCCACCGAACGCGAGCGAGCCAACAUCGCCGACACGCAUUGCCAGUCCGCCUCAAGCGCGAAGAAGUCCACCAAAGGGGACGCGUGCGCUCUCGACCCGCGACGGCAUCGCAGCCUUCGUACGCCACUUCUUCGACAACUCUCGGCUGCACCACAUUGGGUCGUGGAAGAGCUUUUUCCAGUCGCACGCGGCCGAGCUCAUGGCGUCGGCGGCACCGCUCGUUGCAUCGCAGUACGGGCACUGCGAGAGCAACGAGCGCGUGAUCUUGCACGUCGACAUGGACUGCUUCUUCGUGUCGGUCGCGGUGCGCAACCUCCCGCCCGUCUACAAGACGGUGCCUGUCGCCGUGGCGCACUCGGGCUACUCGUCGCACGAUACGCCGCAGAAGGGCACGUCGGAAAUCUCGUCCUGCAACUACAUCGCCCGCGCGCGUGGGCUGCGCGCCGGCAUGUUUAUGGAGCGAGCCAAAGGGCUCUGUCCGGAUUUGGUCGUGCUGCCGUACGACUUUGAGGCCAUCGAGCGCAUUUCGUGCGACAUUUACCGUAUCUUCUACCGGUUUACGCCGGCGGUCCACGCCGUGAGCUGCGACGAGGCAUUUCUCGAGUUUCCCAAAGGCGCCGACGGCCUUGCCAUGGCACACGCGAUUCGUGCGGCGAUUUGGGACCAAACACAGUGUACGGCCAGCGUCGGGGUGGCCCAUAACAUUCUGCUCGCCCGUCUGGCGACCAAGCAAGCCAAGCCCGACAAGGUGUUUGCCAUUGCCGCCGAUGAAGCGGCCGUGUACGUCGACCCUUUGUCGGUGCGCGAUCUCCCGGGCGUCGGGCACGUGACCCAGCAAAAGCUGGACGAGCUUCACAUCACCACGUGUGCUGAGCUGCAGCGUUGGACCGUCGCCGACCUCACGCCGCACGUUGGUCCCAAGACGGCGCUGACGCUGCGUGGAUUUGCGCGGGGCGAGGACCACCGGCCCCUCGAGCUGAGUCAAGUGGCCAAGUCGCUUUCGGCCGAGAUCAGCUACGGCGUGCGACUCGAUACAGACAAGGACGCACUCGAGUUUGUGCUAGAGUUGGCCAAGGAGGUGUCGGCUCGCCUAGUGAAAGGAGUGUUCGUCGCGGGCAGUCUCACGGUUAAAGUCAAGACGCGCCAGGAAGGUGCCCCGCUCGAACCGGGCAAGUUUCUGGGUUGUGGCGCCGUCGACACGGUGAGCAAGACGACUCGACUGCCGGCGCCGUCGGCCAAUCUCGCUGACAUUCUUGCGGCCGCCACGUCACUCUGGAAGCAGUUUCGCGUCGUCUGCACCGACAUUCGCGGCGUUGGCAUCCAAGCAUCCAAGCUCAGCAAGACAAACGGCACUGGUGACGCGCCAGCAUCAGUCGCACCAAGCGGCCUCGACCAAUGGGUGCGGCGCGCGCCAGAGGCACCGCCUCUGCCUACGACAACGCCAGCAACUUCAACAUCGGCGAGCUCACUGGCGCUGUCGCUGUCUCAGAUUGACCACGAGGUGUUGGAGACACUGCCUCGCGAGCUGCGAGACGAGAUUCUGACGUCGAUUCCAAAGUCGCGUACGAACGGAGCCCCCGAGAAACAGUGGCCGUCAUCGUACUCGCAGAUCGACACGGACGUCCUCAGCGAGCUCCCGCCGUCCAUUCAGCAAGAGAUCCGUCAGACCUUUCGCAAGCCUGCACAGCUACGCGAUGUAGCAUCCGUCAAGCGCAAGCCCAAGGCGUUCGUCUCUGGCGUGCCCCCCCGGCCCCCCAAACGCCCGACCAGAAGCCCUCCACGCCGUGCGCCAAGCCCUCCGCCGCUGUCCCAGAUCGAUGCAAGCAUUUGGGGCGAGUUACCGCCGUCGAUCCAGCAAGAAUUCGGGCUGCCGAUUCCAGCACAGCCGCGGGAGAACGUGCCACCAACGACACAUCACACAAGGGACGAUGAUGUCGAUCUCGAACGCGCUGUCUUAAAUGCGAUUACACAGCGUCGGCUGGAUGUCGCCGAAGCGCACCUGCGCCGACUCCGGCGCGCGUCUGUCCAGUCCCCAGCGAAAUUCAACGACAUUUUGGCCGCCGCCAACGCCCGCAUUACGGCGGCGUACGGCUGUCCGCUCGGGUCCGUCGCGCCCCUGACGUCUGCAGCGCAUACCAGUGAUUCUUGA
Saprolegnia parasitica CBS 223.65 is the source of this 2859-nucleotide messenger RNA. RefSeq lists its product as hypothetical. The coding region runs from base 1 to 2859 and encodes 952 amino acids. The record is from RefSeq and is a predicted model, not a curated record. Gene Ontology annotation, biological process: error-prone translesion synthesis; error-free translesion synthesis. NCBI's taxonomy places the organism in Eukaryota, Oomycota, Saprolegniomycetes, Saprolegniales, Saprolegniaceae. Gene Ontology annotation, molecular function: damaged DNA binding; DNA-directed DNA polymerase activity; deoxycytidyl transferase activity. Gene Ontology annotation, cellular component: nucleus. The transcript is spliced from 7 exons.